Molecule: messenger RNA, 906 nt
Organism: Alternaria infectoria
Lineage: Eukaryota; Fungi; Ascomycota; Dothideomycetes; Pleosporales; Pleosporaceae
Exons: 2
Coding region: 1-906 (301 amino acids)
Source: RefSeq, a predicted model, not a curated record
AUGACCGAAGAGCGGGUUACCAUCGGGAAAGCAUUCUAUCACAUCGUACACGACCCGUGGUUCAACGGCCCUGUCAAUCUAUUAGGAACAUGGCUAGCAAGCUUCAGCCUAUCGUCUCCACCCGCCGUCAACAACGGCAGCGAUGUAGAAGGCAUUGCGCGCGACAUCGAAGCUGCAGCUGCAGACGCUGGGUUCUUUCCCACCACGACGCCUAUCACUCAAGAUGCAUCACCAAUUGACGCGAUCUUCAUACGCUUUCACUACGACGACCAUCUGCACAAGCCGACACUACUAACGUUCGCGCCAAGUAUACCCGUGUUCGCGACAACGGAAGCAAGCGCGAUCAUUCGCGGCUGGAACCACUUUGACAACAUCAUGACCACCCGAGACCUAGAGCCGGGUAUCUUCGAGGGCGACUGGACAUCGCUGCAUCCAGGCAGCCCGCUACCUACCUGGCUCACGGUCUUCCGAGCCCGCGGUCACCAUGAGCUCAACUUCGUGAGCGCAAUUAUUUACACGCCUUCACCAGACACACACGAAGCGGUAUUAUACUCCCCACACGGGAUGCGUACCUCUCAGGAGUCUCUACAGACUCUUUUACAUAGGUCAACACCAGACUUCAACGUGCUUGCCCUCCUUCACGGGCUCAAAGAGAGUUGGACGUUCAACUGGCAGACCACGUUCGGCGUUGCAACCGGGUUAGAAUUGCAAAGGCAGACGGACUCAAAGUACUGGAUUGUUACACACAACUCGCCACUGAGGUAUCGAGGGCUGUUGUGGGUAAUCGUUACGGAUAUUUCCCGGACGUUGGAAUGGGCGCUGGGCAAAGAGAAGGCACCGGAUUCAGAAGAGAAGAAGAUGAAUGUAGUUAACGUAGAGAACGGAGAAUUCUUCAUACUCAAGUAG